Messenger RNA from Cinara cedri, 3619 nucleotides. The record is from the annotation of a GenBank genome assembly. NCBI's taxonomy places the organism in Eukaryota, Metazoa, Arthropoda, Insecta, Hemiptera, Aphididae.
CUAAAAACCGUAUUAAUAUUUAUUAUUAUUAUUCAAUUAGUUCAUAAUUAUUGUCGCCGUAUUAUAACAUUACAGCAUUUUGUCUGUUGGUGUUGAUAACAAUACUAACACAUAAAGUACAUUAUAUUGUUUACUUGUGGUAGGUAGGCAAAUAUUGCACUCAUCAUUUGUUUUAUUUUUAUUAUAAUUGAGUAUCAAUAAUAUAUUUUUGUGUACCUACCGACACACUUACCAAUUAUUCGCAAGUAGAUAAUUGUAAAUUGAAAACUGAAUAGAGUUCAUUGAGAUCGGUGUAUGUUUUGUACCUAAUAUUGUCAAUUUUCGAAGUACUUAAUGUAAGUACAUCAAAUAUAUAUAUCUACCUCAAAAACACUACAUUUUAUCAAUUUGAAUAACGAUUUUGAAAAUAUUUCUAACAUACACCGAUCACAUAUCACGUUCAUAGUUCUUCAAAUUUGAUUUAAUAAAUAACACUCCUUGUUUGCAUAAUAUGAUAAUUGCAUUAGGAUUAAGUAGGGUUGCUAUAAUUUCAUUAAGCAAAUCUUGGAUGGACAGAAAAAAUAGCCAAUAGAUUAGAUUAAAAAUUUGAUUGAAUCAUAUUGGGUACCUAUGUAUGAAAACGAAAAAAAAUAUUAUUUUACACAUUAUAAUGACAAAAAUUAUAUUUGUUGUUAAAUAAUUUAUAAAAUUAACACUUUUUUUUUUAAUCUUUAAAAAGAUUAUCAUUAAGUAAGUAAUGAGUAUUUGGAUACUAUAUAUGGUUUUGGUAUCAUUGUUUUAUCCCAUAUUUGUUAGCAAUAACAUUUUUAUUUCUAAUACAAUAUUAUUAGUCGAAACAAAUUGUUGACAUUAAAUGAUAUAUAUUUUUCUCGAAUCUGGAAUACAUGUAGAUAUCCCAGCAUUUAUUUUUGAGGCACUGGUACAUCAAAUUAAAAACCCGUGAUAUUCAUGGUUUUCCGGGCAUUCCCAGGGAUUAGGUAAAUACAAACAAAUUUUUAAAAGUCAAAUUUAUACUUGUGUCUGUUCAUUAAUGACGAAUGAGGCACAUUCAGGAAUACUUUAAGUCUAUAUUAAUAUGGUGUCUUAAUUGCAGUUGUGAUUGUACAAUAUGUAUAAUAGAUUAUUAUAAAAUCAAUGAUUUAUAGUUUUACUGUAGAUUUAUAAGUAAAUUUUAUAUAUGUGUGUUGGAAUACAAUAAACAAUGCUAUUAGGUGUAUUAUUUUAUAGACAUUAAUAUAUAAUUGAAUACUUAAUUGAAUAAUAUAAAUACUUGACUCUUCUUUCAUAUAUUUGAGGUCCACCACCUUGAUCCUAAACAUGCACUUCCGCAUUAUCUAUAAUCAAAGCAGUCCUUUUAUAUCACUCAAGCAUGUCUAAUAAUUUAAUAAAUAAUAAAUAACAUAUAUAUAUAUGCAUUCAUAAACAAAUUACUUUUAUAGGAUUGUCCCAUAAACUUGAUUGAUGACGUCUAAUAUAAACAAUGUUGAAAACCAAAAUACUUGGUUUUUUCAUAGCUUUUCUGGAGCAUGUAGUGGGAGUAUAACACGUUUCGUUAGUCAACCAUUUGAUGUCAUCAAGAUUAGAUUUCAGGUAAUUAAGUCGUGUUGUAAGUUUUAUUUUAUUGAAGGAAAUUUUGUUUACUGAAGUAACUUACUUGUUUAAAAAUUUGACAGUUGAUUAAAUACUAAGAUAAUAAAUGUGUGUAAAAUUAACCAGGAUUAUUUUAUAUAGGUACCUACAUUUGUUUUUAAAUUUAUAACAAAAAAUUAUUGUUAAACAAAUUACUUUGGUAAUUAUAUGGACUAGGUAAUAUUUAUACUUUAUUAUAUGAAAAGAAAAUUACUUUUCAACUAUUAAUUAUUGUUCAAUAUUGAUUUAAAAAAGUAAAAAUAAUUUCCCACCAGCAAAACAAUAAAUUCAUAUAAUAGAUACCAUUCAUAUUAACUUAGUUGCUUUUCAUUAUUAGUUACAAGUUGAGCCUGUGUCGCAAAUCUCAUGUAACUCAAAGUAUAAAUCGAUUUUCCAAUCAAUUUGUCUUAUAAAUAAAGAAGAAGGUAUUAAAGCUCUUUGGAAGGGACAUAUACCUGGACAGUUAUUAUCAUCAACUUAUGGGUUAACACAAGUAAAUAAUAAUUCAUGAAAAAAUAAUUCUAUAUAUUUUUGUAUUAUUUAUUUUUAUUUUAAAUGAUUGCAAUUACUUAAAUAGUUUGGAGUAUUUCAAACAUCUCUAAAAUAUUUGUCAAUAACAGAGACAGAAUUAAAUCAGAAUUCUAGUGUUCAUUUUGUUUGUGGUGUAAUGUCUUCAACAAUUGCUACAAUUGCAUCAUAUCCAUUUGAUGUUAUACGUACACGUUUAGUAGCACAAAAAUCUAAUCAGGUAAUGUAUAAAUGUAUGUAUUUAAAAUUUAAAACAAUUCUAAAUCACCAAUCCAUAAUAUUUUGUAUACUUAGGCAAUUAAAAUAAUAUUGUAAUACCAAUUUUCAAUAUAGUAAUGAUAUGUAGGAAAGUAUUUUUAAUGAACAAAUUAUGUUACAGAUUUAUAAAAAUAUGAGACAAGUUGCAUUUUCAAUAUAUAAAACAGAAGGGGUUUUAGCUUAUUAUAGAGGAUUAUUCCCUACACUUGUUCAGAAUUCUUUACAAGGUGGAUUAAUUUUUAUGUUUUAUAACUCAUUCACGAAAUUUACUUCUACCAAUACCAGAACGCAUAAAAGUAUGUAUCUAGUUUUAUAGAUAAUAAUAAAUUAACUAUAUAUUAAAUUAAAUUUUUGUUCCAAAUAGCGGGCAGUGAAGAUUACUUAAACACUGUUAAACAAUUAAGUUCUGGGUUUUUGUCUGGUAUAGCAGCAAAAACAUGUAUAUAUCCAUUAGAUAUUGUAAAAAAAAGGUUACAGUUACAAGAUUUUGUAAAAACAAGAAAUGAUUUUGGCAAAGUAAGCUAGAAUUGUUAUCAUUAUUUUAACCAUAAUUAACAUUUUGUAACACAAAUUAACCAUAUAACUUGUUAUUAUAACUGUUAAAUGGUUUAUAGUGUGAAAAUAAAUAAAUGAAACAUUUCUAAAUAUGUUGCAGAAGUUAUUGAAUAAUUUUGUUAUUAAUCACACAACACUUUAUUUUCAGAAAUUUGUGUGCAAAGGAUUGGUGGAUUGUAUAUAUUUAACAAUUAAAGAAGAAUCCUUUUUUGGUUUGUUCAAAGGACUGUCCCCUUCAUUGCUUAAAGCUGGUGUGUCUACAGCAUUACACUUGGCAAUCUAUGAACACAUCUUUAAACUAUUAAAUAGUUAUUAAUAGUUUAGGCAUUAUGCAUUUCAAUUUUUGUUACCUAUUUAUUAUUUUAGAAAUAUUUAACAAUAAAUUCUAAAAAAGUGUACACAAUUGUUAAUUAUGUUUAUUUGUUUUUGUUUUAAAAACAUAAUAAAUAAAUCAUGUAAAUGUAAAUUAAAUGCCCAUGUAAUUACAUAGUGUAUAAUAUUUGUAGUUAUAAUUUGGUGGUGUUCCAAGACACCCAUAUAAAUCAUUUAUUUUCAAGCAGUCUGUUUUGCUCAUCAUUUUUCUUUGGCCAAUUUUUUGACCUUCAAUUUUCGGAACAAUUGUUUGUUUUCCUUUACCAAUACUGUGAAC